AUGGCAGCAGCAGAAGCUGAUGCAGCAGCAGCAGCAGCAGCAGCAGCAGUCGCUCCGUUGCUGCAGUUGAGUCAGCAGCAAGAGCAGCAUGCUGGGGCCGUCGAGCUUGGGCAGAAGCUGCAGCAGCCGCUGCUGCUGCUGCGGCAGCUGCAGCAGUUACGCCAGCAGCAGCAGCAGCAGCAACAACAACAGCAGCAACAGCAGCAGCAGCAGCAGGGAAUCCCUGAAGACCCGCCUGUUGGAGGUGAAACAGCAGCAGCAGCAGCAGCAGCAACAGCAGCAACACGCAGCAACAACAGCAGCAACAGCAGCAGCAGCAGGCAAUCCCUGAAGACCCGCCUGUUGGAGGUGAAACAGCAGCAGCAGCAGCAGCAGCAACAGCAGCAACACAUUCGCAUGUAUUGCCAGGUGCUGCAGCCCAAGGGGGACGAUCUAGAUAAACAAAUUCUGCUGCAGCAGCGGAUCCUGAGAGCGCAGCAGCAGCAGCUGCUGCAGCUGCGAGCUAGCAACCUCAGCAGCAGCGCGGAGGAGAGUUGGCAGCAGCAGGACCCUCUGCUGCUCCAGCUGCAGCAGCAGCAGCAGCAGCAACAACAGCAGCAGCAACAGCUGCAGCAGCAGCUGCAGCAGCAGCAGCAGCAGCUGCAGCAGCAGCAGCAGCGGCUGAUGCCGACACCGCAGCAACUCGCAUUGCAGUGCAGCGGCCUGCAGCAGCAAGUGCUGCUGCUGCAGCAGGCCCUCCAGAGCAGCAGCAAGGAGACGUUGGCUGGGCUUAAGGGCACACUGCAGCAGCAGCAGCAGCAGCUGCAGCAGCAGCAACAGCAGCAGCAGCAGCAGCAGCAGCAGCACGCGUUGGAUACAGCAGCAGGACAGCCUGAUCCGUGGGUUUUUGCUGCCGACCAGCAGCAGCAACUGCAUCUGCAGCAGCAGCAGCUACAGCAGCAGCUGCAGCAGCAGUUACAGCAGCAGCUCCAACAGCAGCUGCAGCAGCAGCUGGAGCAGCAGCAGCAGCAGCAACAGCAGCAGCAGCAGCAGCAAAAGAAACGCGAGAGACGCGGCACCGUGCGAGGCCCCCUGCUGCAGCUGCCUGCUGUUGAGGUGCGCAGAGGCCAGGGCAAGAAGCAGCGGAAGCAGCAGACAGGAGACAGCUGGGAUGCAGCAGCAGCAGCUGUUGCUGCUGCAGCAGAGGCUGCAGCAGAAGCAGCAGCAGCAGCAGCAGCUGUCACCACAGCUGAGGCAGCACCGGGAAAACGCCGCAGAAUUCCAUCCGCAAAAGCCCUAGCAGCAGCAGCAGCAGCAGCAGCAACACCAGCACCAACAGCAGCUGGAGCAGCAGCAGGUGGAGCAGCAGCAGCAGCAGCUGCUGCUGCUGCAGCGCCCGCGACAGCAGCGGCAGCGGCAGGCAGCAGCAGCAGCUGCCCCACACCUGCUGGAGACGAUCCCAACAGCUCGGCAGGCGCAGCUAGCAGCACUGCAGGAGGAGAGGCUGCGGCAGCAGCAGCAGCAGCAGCAGGAGCAGCAGCAGCAGCAGUUGAAGCGCGCUCAGAUGAAGCGCGAGGCGCUGCAGCAGAAGCUGCAGCAGCAGGAGCAGCUGCAGCAGCAGCCGCAGCAGCAGCGGCAGCACCAUGUGUAUGUACACCCCACGUGGCGUCGCCUGCAGCAGCUGCAGGAGCUGCCAGCGUUGCCAGCAGCAGCAGCAGCAUCAUAUACACACGACAUGUACCGGCAGCCUGCAACGCCAUCCGCACCGAGGACAACGCCGGGGACCCCUGCCCUGCUGCUGCAGCAGCAGCAGCAGCAGCAACACCUGUAGGACCUGCAGCAGCAGCAGCAGCAGCAGCAGCAGCAGCACGGAACCGCAACCAGACCGCAGCAAAAGGGGCAAGAGAUGCCGACAGUUUGCUGCUGCAGCGCGGGCUGCUGCUGCUGGCAGCAGACAGGCAGGUGGACGCGCCGGAGCAGUUGCUGCAGCAACCUUUAGACAGCGAAGUUCUACAGUUCCCUUGUGGGGCCCAUCUUCAGCUGCUGCCUUGCUGCAGCAGCUGCGACAGCGAGAGUUACCGCAGCGGCAGCAGCACGUCGGAGAGCAGCAGCAGCAGCAGCAGCAACAGCAGCAGCAGCAGCAGCAGCAGCACUGAUGAGUGGAUAGGAGUCAUAUCUCUUACUUGGUGCUCCGAAGGGGCUGUGCGUGAGCUGAUGCAGGCGCUGCUGUGCGCUUCAGCCUGCAUGCUGCUGGCUGCCAGCAGCAGCAGCAGCAGCAGCAGCAGCAGUAGCAGCAGCAGCUGCGGCGGAGACGAGAUGCAGGGGGUGUACUGCUGCGUCGGGGAUACAGCGCAGCAGCAGCAGCAGCAGCAGCAGCAGCUCAUAUCUGCUGUUCUAAGCCCUGUGGCGCCCCUCCUGUUGCAGCAGCAAGCUGGAGAGGAGACAGCAGCAGCAGCAGCAGCAGCAGCAGCAGCAGCAGAUGGUUUUAUAUAG
Messenger RNA from Eimeria mitis, 2472 nucleotides. RefSeq lists its product as uncharacterized. Gene Ontology annotation, molecular function: DNA-binding transcription factor activity; structural constituent of ribosome. Lineage: Eukaryota; Apicomplexa; Conoidasida; Eucoccidiorida; Eimeriidae. Gene Ontology annotation, biological process: translation. Gene Ontology annotation, cellular component: ribosome. The record is from RefSeq and is a predicted model, not a curated record.